This is a messenger RNA of Alternaria ventricosa, 516 nucleotides long. RefSeq lists its product as uncharacterized. The record is from RefSeq and is a predicted model, not a curated record. The transcript has a single exon. Bases 1 to 516 code for a protein of 171 amino acids. Lineage: Eukaryota; Fungi; Ascomycota; Dothideomycetes; Pleosporales; Pleosporaceae.
AUGACGGAAACAUCAGCCUUGAAGCGCGCAGCUUCCGAAGACCCCGACGUAUCGAGCGAGCCAUCUAAUGGCGUGAAGAAAGCCAAGAAAGUCGGCACUACGGACCCAACAACAGCAACAGCGGAGCUAGAGAGUAUUGGAGCUACAGAAUCCGCCCCAACUCGCGGUGGACCACAAGACGAUGUUGCAUUGCAGCAGAAAGAUGCGACAUCUAAAGAGAUCAAUGAGAAUAGCGGCAAAGAAGUACAGCAACCCAAGACAAUCGCUCCAGUGCCCGAACCCACCAAAGCAGACGGCGAAGACGAGGACGAGGACGACGAGGACGAGGACGACGAGGACGAGAGCGAAAUAGAGAAAUCAGUUUCGCCUGACGGUAGCGACGAGGACUACGAUUCCGAAGAAGAUGGCGAUGACGAACCUUACGGUUACGGUCUUGAACGCGACCCCGACCAAGGUGGUCUGGCGAUGCCACCCGGCCUUGACGACGAAAUUGAUGAGUUGGCGAAUGAUUAUUAA